Penicillium brasilianum is the source of this 1321-nucleotide messenger RNA. NCBI's taxonomy places the organism in Eukaryota, Fungi, Ascomycota, Eurotiomycetes, Eurotiales, Aspergillaceae. The record is from the annotation of a GenBank genome assembly.
AUGGCCUUUAUGGAAUUACCAACAGAGUUGAUGCAACAAAUCAUCCCGUACACUCUACCAGAGGGAUUCGAGAGCCUAGCAUUAACAUGCAAGCUUCUCUACACACUGUGCACUCCCUUUCUCGAGCACCAUAACAAUCUACGCUUUCAUUUCCGGAAGUUCGAAUACAACAAGACGAACAAAGACUUCAGGGAAUUUAGAUAUCAUCACGACUUGCUUCGGUUCCCUAAUACAUCGACCUCGGCGUAUAGUCUACUCUCGCAAAUUGCUAUCGAGCCAGUCGUGGCCCGCUAUAUUCUUGAGGCCGACUUCUCCCUUGAUAGCCAUAUCUAUGAUCGCAUUCCCCCGCCGUUGCGUGAGAGGGCCGUGCAUGAAGCAUGGGGAGAUCGAGGCGAGGCCGUGCGUCAACUUUUCGCAAACUCAUUAUACUUGAGGGAAGCAGGACUCGACUGGGAGGAAUACUACAACACUAUGAUGGAGGAUAUCAAUAGCUGGCGCCGGUCAGAACAUGCUGCUGCCUUUCUCCUGACGCUUCUACCAAAUCUGGAGGUACUCACGCCAAAGUUUUCCGAAUUCCGGUCCCCUGCACCCCAAAAGCUCAUCACUACCAUCCUUGAGAUUGCUAGGCGAAAUCCGCAUGGUAAUGCCAGCCUUUGCUCCUAGCUCUGCCGCGUAAGAGAAGAGGCUAUGGAAUCAUAUCUCAAUUGUCGAGAGAAAGGCUUCAGGAUAAACGUAACUAGCAUGGCGCUCAUGAACUGCGAUGUGAAUCCUACCAUGAGAAAGAACAAAAGGGAAGCUGCCAUCAUGAUCAGGCUCGCCAGGGUCAUCAAUGCCUUUAGAAGAUCCAUCGACUCUUUUGAUACCCGAAAUGAGUCUCUGGUAGACGGCUCAGGUUCAAAUGCAACAAGAACAGCGUAUUCAUCGGGAUAACCUGGGUCAUGGCCGCAUUCCAGAGUCUUGGGCGCAUUUGCUUCAAUAGCGUUUCGCUAAGCAGAAGUUAUACUGGGUGGCACGGUCGCAGUCCAGUGGACGAUCUUCGAAAAGGCUCAAUCAGAAGCUGUAUUUAGCAGGAGAUGGGUGGAAUGCUACUACUUUUGAUGUGUUGAGACUUGCACAUAUGUACUCACUCAAACUGAACAGGUACAUUCCCGAUUAUGGCAUGGCUAUCAGACCCUGAUCCACAGAGAAGCUCAGUGGUAAGAUUGUUCCAAUCAUACCAGUGGAAAAUUGUGUUAGUGGCGGCUCCUCGUACUGGGGCUUUUUAGGGGCCGCAGCGUCGUUUUGUUGAAUACUUGAUUCGCGUGCGAAGGAUACACCCGCA